Penicillium macrosclerotiorum is the source of this 3351-nucleotide messenger RNA. RefSeq names its product serine/threonine-protein kinase. The record is from RefSeq and is a predicted model, not a curated record. NCBI's taxonomy places the organism in Eukaryota, Fungi, Ascomycota, Eurotiomycetes, Eurotiales, Aspergillaceae. Gene Ontology annotation, molecular function: protein serine/threonine kinase activity; ATP binding. Gene Ontology annotation, cellular component: cytoplasm; cytosol; nucleus. The transcript has 3 exons. Gene Ontology annotation, biological process: intracellular signal transduction; negative regulation of glycogen biosynthetic process; protein phosphorylation. The annotation marks the transcript as partial.
GAUCCAAGUCCGUUGUCGUCUCCUUUGGGACCCCUCUCCGAAUCCCCCGAGUCCGAAUCGUCGGGCUUCCAAAAACUUUCCUUGCACACCGACCACCCCUUGAGAAGCUCGGUAGAUAGUCUGUCAUCCGGAUAUGACCCUCUUUCAAGAUCCCCAUUAUUCGAGAAUGACCAUGGACUCGGUCCAUCUGGGCUGGAUCGCAUCCGCCAACAUCAGCCGUCGCGGGUUCUAACCCUCCCUAACCUGUCAACCUCGUCUCUCACACCGAUGGCCACACUCCCUCGUACAUCUCCUACCCCGCGCUCAAGCUCGUCCUCCCGGGCACCCACCGGACAUAUGCCGCUCGGUCAGAGCAUCGGAGAUCUGGAGGAUUUGCAUCGAUUUCCGUUGGAAUCCCUUCAUUCAUUUUCCUUCGCCCAGCAAUCGGAGGAGUUACUGCACAACCGACAAAACAUUCUCAAACGAUCCAUCGAUUUCAUGCGCGACCGGAUGGGAUGGGCAGCCAGCAAUCCGGCCAUCGCCAACGCCCAGGCAAAUAUGAGUGGCGACACAGAUAUCCAGAGCAUGAUGGACCUCUUGACCCGGGCCCAUAUUCUGGACGAGGAGAAUGUCGGUCAUCCCCGAGGACCGAUCACCGGACCGGCGGACGUGAAUGGCGACAAUAUCUUCGAUCGAGCCUUUUCAGACCGCGGGCCAUCUCCAAUCAGUACGCGAGACGCAUCUCAGGAAAAUCCGCCCCCACCAGGGUCCCAGGCCACCUCGGACAGCUCUCAAAUGUUGAGCCCGGUGCCCACUGAUCGUAUCCCGCACUCUAGGAAGGACCUCAUUUCGGCUCCGACCUCCCGGCGCGUAAGCUUAAAACGUACAUACACAGACCUGACCUCCGCGUCGCUCAAAAGCAAGCUGAUGGAGACUCUAGCGCAACCAUACAACUCCACCGAUCCUUUCACCUCCCUGGCUUCCUCUACCAUAGGAUUGGGAUUCCCGAUUCCCCCCGCCCUGCAUACCCACAGCAGCAAAUGGACACCGGUUUCCCAGGCUGUCUUUCGGACCGAAGCCCAGGCCCCAUGGACUAUCCUCGCCGCUAAUGAUCUCUCCUGCCUCAUAUUUGGGGUGACCCAAUCCGAGGUCCGCCGACUUAGCAUCCUUGAGGUCGUACAGAAAGAGCACAGGCAGUGGCUCGAGGCUAAGCUUCGAGACCCCAGCACUGAUGCUGCAGCCCGCGCGCCCCUUCAGCCGGAGAGACCAAACAUCCGAGCGGUUAACCCCAAGUUUCGCGGACUAGGAAACGGGGUUACUGCGCAGCUACUCAGUAAACCGUCCUCCCGGGAAAAGUCUCGACGAGCGCAGACCGAUGAUGGAUACGGAUCCAGCACUCGAAACAACCGCAACGCAAACCACCCGGGUAACAAGUCGCGGGGUGUUCUGCUGUGUGGCGACGUGGUGCCGAUCCAGAAGCGCAACGGGACCAAAGGCUCAGCCAGUGUUUGGGUGAUGGAAAAGCGUGGUGGUCUCAUUUGGGUCUUAGAAGAGAUCACCGAGAACAUUGCCUCCAUUCACUGUGAUGAUUCUUGGCAUGUGGCUGAGGCCCAGGGAGACAUCGACAAGAUCUGGGGUCCAUCUGUAGUUCGUACGGGGCAGUCGAUAACCGAACUCUUACCUCGCCUGCCCGCCGAGUCCCUCGAGAGCUCGCCCGAAAACGGAUUAGAAAAGAUCGUCACUUUGAAACAUUUCGCCGCCCUCACUGCGGCCGGGGUGUGUAUUCCCGUCACCGUGGGCAGGACGGACGAACGGCGUACCCUGCAGGUGUCAAGCUUUCCGCAUGUUGCAGGCAUGAUGGUGCUCUCAUCCUCGACGUUGAACGUGAUCAGCUCCAAUUCCGUUUUCUCGUCGGCGCUGUUUGGCCAGGAGCGUCCUGAAGGACGUCAUAUCACUGAACUGGUGCCUGGGUUCGAUGAAAUCUUGGAUGUGUUGACCGAGGAGGACAACGUGCCAUUGGUGGAUGGCAUCGUGAUCCCAGAGCAUAGUUUCCGCCGGGCGCGGACCCUGUCCAUUCUCCGUGAUGGAAAGGCCAAUGCAGCUUCGGUCUUUACCGAACCUAGCGGUCUGCUGGCUAAACAUCGGGACGGUUCCACCAUCGUGGUCGAUGUCCAACUGCGUGUUGUCAAAAGCGGCACUUUCUUCACCAAGGAACCCCUGGAGAAGUCGGAGGAGCGAGCCAGCGACUCAGAUGACAGCGACGAUACGAUCGCUGUGACAGAGCUGGUCUAUGCAUUGUGGAUUACAUAUUCUCGACAGAUCCACGCUGCUGGCCCUGCCACUAACCUUUCGUCUCCAUUCCCCCCCUCGAAGCCCACUACCGCCACACCUGCUUCUGGAGCGGAUCAGCCGUUGGACAUCCCCCCUGGUACAAAACCCUCCGAUGCAAGCAAGUCGUCGGUUGAGGUCAAAUCUCUGAGCUCGACACUCAGUCAGCAGCUCAGCGAGGCAGCCUCCGAACCGCUCACUGACCGACCCGUGCAACCAGUUCCUGAAGUGAAAGCAGCCAAUGCCAAAGAAACGCCACUGAAGCGAACGAUUAACGACUAUGUGAUUUUAGAGGAAAUGGGACAGGGCGCCUAUGGGCAGGUAAAGCUAGCACGUCUGAAGAGGCAACCGAAUAAGAAAAUGGUCUUGAAGUAUGUCACGAAGAAGCGGAUUUUGGUGGAUACAUGGACUCGCGAUCGCCGACUGGGCACGGUGCCGCUCGAGAUUCAUGUUUUGGAUUUUCUCCGUCGCGACGGAUACAAACACCCCAACAUCGUGGAGAUGGAAGGUUUUUUUGAGGACGACAUCAACUACUAUAUCGAGAUGAUCCCGCACGGUCUGCCAGGGAUGGACCUGUUCGACUAUAUCGAGCUCAAGGCCAACAUGGACGAGUCUGAAUGCCGGAAUAUCUUCAAGCAGGUUGCCAGUGCCAUCCACCACCUCCAUACGAAGGCUCUCGUGGUGCAUCGUGACAUCAAAGAUGAAAACGUCGUUCUCGACGGUGAUGGACGGAUCAAGUUGAUCGACUUUGGCAGUGCGGCCUAUAUCAAGAACGGGCCGUUUGAUGUCUUUGUACUGCAAGGCAAGUCCUACCGUGGUAAGGAACAGGACAUUUGGGCCCUUGGAAUCUUGCUCUACACCAUUGUCUACAAGGAGAACCCGUUCUACAAUGUCGAUGAGAUCCUUGACCACCCACUGCGCAUCCCUUUCCUCCCAUUUUCCGAAGCGUGUAUUGAUCUGGUGCGCAAGAUGCUCGACCGCGACGUCGAUAACCGCCUGACCAUCACCGAGGUGCUCGAACAUCCCUGGAUGAAUGAAACCUGA